CCAACUCAUGAGCUUCCUAGUAGGGACACCGGCUGUGAAGGCCCCAUAACAGCCACCCUUUUGCAACCUCCACACUGACGGCCUCACCAAGAGGGGGAAGGUCCCUCCGGAAAACUGACAGCAGGAUUCUUGUAAAGGAGGCGUCCCAAGCCCUAGGGGGCAGGUGGCAAUCAUGUAGGCGCCAUGGAGACUGCUAUGUGUGUUUGCUCUCCAUGUUGUACAUGGCAGAGAUGCUGUCCCCGAUUAUGCUCCUGUCUGUGCUGCAAGUUCGUCUUCACCUCGGAGCGGAACUGCACCUGCUUCCCCUGCCCUUACAAGGAUGAGCGGAACUGUCAGUGCUGCCACUGCACCUGCUCUGAGAACCCCAACUGCCACUGGUGCUGCUGCUCCUGGGCCAAUGACCCCAACUGUAAGUGCUGCUGCACCACCAGCAGCAACCUCAAGUGCUACUAUUAUGAGAGCCGCUGCUGCCGCAAUGCCACCAUCACCUUCCACAAGGGGCGCCUCAAGACCAUCCACACCUCUUCCAAGACAGCCCUGCGCAUCGGGAGCAGCGAGCCGCAUCUGGACGACAUCAAGGGCACUAUCUCAGCAAAUGGCAACCUAGUGCGCCAUCUCUCCUGCCCGAUGUGCAACCGGCUGCGCCUACACUCCUUCAUGCUGCCCUGCCACCACAGCCUGUGCGAGAAGUGCCUGCGCCAUCUGCAGAAGCGCGCCGAGGUCACCGAGAACUUCUUCAUUCUCAUCUGCCCGGUGUGCGACCGCUCACACUGCAUGCCCUACAGUCAGAAGAUGCACUUGCCAGAGAACUACCUGCGCGGGCGCCUCACCAAGCGUUACAUGCAGCAGCACGGCUACCUCAAGUGGCGCUUCGACCGCUCCACGGGGCCGGUCAUCUGCCAGGUCUGCCGCCACCAGCGCAUCGCCUACAAGCGCUGCAUCACCUGCCGCCUCAACCUGUGCAACGACUGCCUGAAGACCUUCCACUCGGACGUGGCCAUGCAGGACCAUGUCUUCGUGGACACCAGCCCCGAGGACCAAGACGAGAAGAUCUGUAUCCACCACCCGUCCAGCCGCAUCAUGGAGUACUGUCGGGGCGACCACGACUUGCUGUGCACCUUCUGCAAAACGGCUUUCCACAAUGGCCACGACACAGUCCCCCUCAUCGACGCCUGCUCGGAGAGAGCCGCGGCGCUGUUCAGUGCUAUAGCCAAGUACAAAGCAGUCCGAUAUGAAAUUGAUAAUGACCUAAUGGAAUUCAACAUUCUAAAAAACAGCUUCAAAGCUGACAAAGAUGCUAAGCGAAAAGAGAUCAGAAAUGGCUUUCUCAAGCUGCGUAACAUUCUUCAGGAGAAAGAGAAAUCCAUCAUGGAGCAGAUAGAGAAUCUGGAAGUUUUCAGGCAGAAGGAGAUUGAAAAAUAUGUGCAUGUCACAAACAUGAAAGUGAAUGAAAUGGACGGCCUGAUUGCCUACUCCAAGGAAGCCCUAAAGGAGACAGGCCAAGUGGCAUUCCUGCAAUCUGCCAAGAUCCUGGUGGACCAGAUCGAGGAUGGUAUCCAGACCACCUUCAGGCCUGACCCUCAUCUCAGGCUGCACUCCUCGCACUGCAUGCCUUUGGACUUUACUGAGCUUUCCAGUGCCAUCCAUGAGCUCUUCCCCACAGGACCCACAGGACCCAAGAAGGUAGAAAGCUCCUCAACAGAAAAUCUGCCCACCCCCUACCCCAUGCACCCAGAAAUGAUGAUUGCCAGGAAGGUCACCUUCAGCACCCACAGCUUCGACAACCAACAGCUGUACCAGCGGAGCGCCUCUUUGUUGUCCUUCACCACCACUGGGGAGAAGGCCAAGGGUACCGAGGUCUGUGCACGAGCCCAGUCAGCCAUGCCUGCCAAGCCCACAGAGGGCCUCUACACCUACUGGAGUGCAACCACAGAAAACCAACCUGUGCAGAACACCAGCAGCUUCCACAACUGGUACUCAUUCAAUGAUGGCUCUGUGAAAACCCCAGGCCCAAUAGUUAUCUACCAGACUCUGGUGUAUCCUCGAGCUGCCAAGGUUUACUGGACAUGCCCAACAGAAGAUGUGGACUCUUUUGAGAUGGAAUUCUAUGAACUCGUUACUUCUCCAUCUAACAAUGUGCGGACAGAGCUCUGUGGACAAAUUCGGGAUAUAAUGCAGCAGAAUCUGGAGCUACACAACCUGACCCCCAACACUGAAUACCUAUUUAAAGUUAGAGCCAUCAAUGACAACGGUCCUGGGCAAUGGAGUGACAUCUGCAAGGUGGUGACACCGGAUGGGCGUGGGAAGGCCCGAGCCAAGUGGGGCCUGCUGAAGAAUAUCCAGACUGCCCUCCAGAGGCGCUUCUGAGCCUCCCUGUAGAGCAGGCAGCAACCUCAGAGAUGCACCUCAGAAUAGACACAUAUGUACAUACAUCAUGUAUAUGUAUUUUUUUCACCAUAUUCUUCAAUGAGUUUGUAGCUGAUGCUCACAGGACCUCUGAGCCAUUCCAGCAGAAAUCCUUUAACAACAAAUAAAAGGAAAUGCCUA
This is a messenger RNA of Talpa occidentalis (Iberian mole), 2547 nucleotides long. RefSeq names its product tripartite motif containing 42 (gene TRIM42). The coding region runs from base 184 to 2367 and encodes 727 amino acids. The transcript is spliced from 5 exons. NCBI's taxonomy places the organism in Eukaryota, Metazoa, Chordata, Mammalia, Eulipotyphla, Talpidae. Gene Ontology annotation, molecular function: zinc ion binding; protein binding. The record is from RefSeq and is a predicted model, not a curated record.